Molecule: messenger RNA, 1086 nt
Organism: Galeopterus variegatus (Sunda flying lemur)
Lineage: Eukaryota; Metazoa; Chordata; Mammalia; Dermoptera; Cynocephalidae
Product: vomeronasal type-1 receptor 3-like
Exons: 2
Coding region: 1-1086 (361 amino acids)
Biological process (GO): G protein-coupled receptor signaling pathway
Cellular component (GO): membrane
Molecular function (GO): pheromone receptor activity
Source: RefSeq, a predicted model, not a curated record
AUGGUUUCCAGUGACAUAAUUUUUCAAAUCCUUUUUAUAUCUCAAAUGUGUAUUGGUUUCAUGGGGAAUUCAUUGUUUUUUAUAUCAUGUAUGUACACUUUCUUAAUUCAUCCCCACAAGAAGAAACCCAUACAUGUGAUUCUUGCCCACUUAACUCUGGCUAAUGCUGUGACACUCGUACUGAGAGGGUUUCCAAAUAUUAUGUCAUCCUUUGGAAUUAAGCAUGGGAUAGAUGACAUUGGGUGUAAAACAGUGCUCUACAUUCAGAGAGUUACCCGAAGUAUUUCUGUGAAUGCAACUUCCCUCCAGAGUAUGUUUCAGGCAGUGACUAUUACUCCAAGUAAUUAUAAGAGGGCCUGGCUCAAAAGUAAAGUAUCUGUAUACAUUCUUCCCUCUCUGCUUUUCUUCUGGAUCAUCAACAUGAUCAUCUAUGUUGAGAUCAUCUUAAGAACUGUGGCUACUAUCAACUCCUCUGAUGUCAGACAUGGGUAUUACAGUCCGUAUUGUAAAAGUAUUGCAUUUGAGAACUAUCGAGCAGCACCAUUUCUAAGUGUGGUAUUACUUCAAGAUUUGCUCUUUCUCUCACUAAUGACAUUCAGUAGUGUCUACAUGGUGAAUAUCCUUUACAAACACCACAAAACAGUCCAGCAUGUUCGCAGUAAAAUUCAGUCUUCACGAUACUUUCCUGAACACAGAGCUACCCACACCAUUCUCAUCCUGGUUAGCUGCUUUGUUUUCUUCUAUUUGAUCAACACCUUUCUUACUCCUUAUUUAAGUUUUGCAAGUGAGAAAAAUUUGGACCUGGAUAAAUUUGGUGACUUUAUUUCAUCAUGUUACCCAACAAUAUGUCCUUUCUUGCUGAUUAAAAAUGAAAACAUAAUUUCCAGGCUGACUUUUAUCAGAACAAGUAUCAGAAUUUUCCAUUCCAUGAAGAAGUCAGACAACAACAUACUUGAGCACGUGAUGACGGUUGGGGUCAGCAAGCAGCAGAUCUGGAGCAGGUCUUCUGUGAGGCAGCUCUGUGACACUGAUGUGGCCACUGUCAGCACCGUGAUCAGGCCUGAUGGAGAGAAGAAGGUAUAUUGA